This is a messenger RNA of Ipomoea triloba (trilobed morning glory), 1225 nucleotides long. Its product is annotated as guanine nucleotide-binding protein subunit gamma 3. NCBI's taxonomy places the organism in Eukaryota, Viridiplantae, Streptophyta, Magnoliopsida, Solanales, Convolvulaceae. The transcript has 5 exons. The coding region runs from base 262 to 1125 and encodes 287 amino acids. The record is from RefSeq and is a predicted model, not a curated record.
UGUCUUUCUUCCUUCCCCAUCUUCCUCUUCAUUUCCCUACAUAACAUUUUUAACCCACCCACCCCCCUACCCCACUCCAAUGUAUGUAUGUGUUUGUAUAUUUGCUGUGAGUAGCACAUUACUGGUUCCAGUGUUGGGAGUCUUGGAUUAUAGUAUGAACUCUUUUGAGUAAUUAAAGACUCGAUUUUUAUUUUUAUUUUUUGCCUUUUUUUGUAUGGUUAGUGGGGGGGAUAGGCCAAAAAUUUCUUGAGGGGUGGUGAAAUGGCUGGCCCGGGAGGAGGAGGAGGGGGUGGGAGGGUGCCGUCGUUGCCGCCGCCGCGGCCGAAAUCGCCGCCGCAGUACCCGGAUUUGUACGGGAAGCGCCGGGAAUUGGCUCGAGUUCAGAUGCUUGAGAGGGAGAUUGGGUUUCUUGAGGAUGAAUUGAAAUUUGUUGAUCGCCUUCAUCCCGCGUCUCGAUCAUGUAAAGAGGUCACCGAUUUCGUUUUGGCCAACCCAGAUCCUCUUAUACCAACAAUUAAGAAGAGCAGCAGAUCUUCUCGUUUCUGGAAAUGGCUCUGCUGUGGGGUGUCGUGUUUCAGCAUGUCGUGGAUUUGUUGUUGCCCGUGCCCUCGUGUCAAGAAGCCCUCGCACUGCUGCAACUGUAAUCCGUGCGGUGGAUGCAACGGAUGCCCGUCCUGCGUCUGCUGCAUGCCAUCCUGCCCGAGCUGCAACUGCAAACCGUCUUGCUCUUGCCUCACCUGCAAACCGUCGUGCUCCUGCAUCGCCUGCCCAAAAUCCUGCGCCUGUUGCUGCCCGACGUCGUGCAUCUGCUGCCCGACAUCAUGCUUCAGCUGCCGCCCAUUGUCGUGCUUCAAAUGCCCCUCGCUGUCGUGCUUCAGGUGCUCGUUACCCAAGCCUCGGGGGCUGUGUUGCUGCUCCUGCCCCGAAUCCCAGUGCUGCGCGAAGAAGAAGUGCUCGUGCUCGUGCUCCUGCGAUUGCAGUUGCACCCCGAAGUGCCCCUCGUGUUUUAAAUGUUCGUGCAACAAGUGUAGAUGCUGCUGUGUUCCGAGAUAUCCGAAGAUGAAUUGCUCUGGCUGUACAAAAAACUGCUGCUGCUGCUGCAAUCCUUGCUACUUGUGUUUUUAGUAUAUGGUUCCAAAUAAUUUCCACAUUGUUACAUAUCCAUUAUUAUUACUGUAUUAUUUUAGAGAUUUUGACUGUUAAAUCAAUUAUUGUUUGAAAGCAA